Messenger RNA from Falco peregrinus (peregrine falcon), 636 nucleotides. It is a transcript of the gene CD72, whose product is annotated as CD72 molecule. Gene Ontology annotation, cellular component: plasma membrane. The record is from RefSeq and is a predicted model, not a curated record. The transcript is spliced from 4 exons. NCBI's taxonomy places the organism in Eukaryota, Metazoa, Chordata, Aves, Falconiformes, Falconidae. The coding region runs from base 153 to 494 and encodes 113 amino acids. Gene Ontology annotation, molecular function: transmembrane signaling receptor activity.
GCAAACUUCUGCUUCUGAAGACGCUGACUCCACUUCUUCCCUGCACCCCCAGGAGACGGCGCAAUUACCAGGGAACAGGACCAUCCCAGAAAGGCAUCCCAAGGGUAGGGUGGGAGCCAGAAGGGCUCAGGGCUUGCCUAGUGCUUGCCCACAUGGCCCAGAGCAUGGUUUAUGCUGACCUGAGGUUUGCCAAGGUGAUGGGGGGCCGGAGCAUGGCCAGCCAGGCAUUGGAGGCAGCCCUUGGCAUGGAUGAUGCGGAGAGCCCCUACGAGAACAUGCAGCCGCUGUCGGUGGGGCAGGAUGGGGACAGGGCCCAGCCCAGUCGAGGGCGCUGGUCCUGGUGGCAGUACCUCCCUGCGGGACUGAUAGUAGCUUGCCUGUUGCUGCUGGUGGCCACUGUGGCCCUGGGAACUUGCUACUGGCAGGUCACCCACAGCCUGCAGGACGCCUCCCGGAGCACGCGGCCGAGCGGGGCCGCCUCUCGCAGGAGGUGAGGGCACGGGAGCAGAGCCUGGAGCAGAUGCGGCUGGAGCUGGCGUGGGCCAUGGCAGAGCUGCAGCAAGCGUGGCGGGAGGGCAACAGCAGCCGGCAGGAGCUGGGCAACCUGAAUGCCGAGAUCGUGCGACUCACGGGGGU